Messenger RNA from Fusarium redolens, 1921 nucleotides. RefSeq lists its product as uncharacterized. The coding region runs from base 285 to 1556 and encodes 423 amino acids. The transcript has a single exon. The record is from RefSeq and is a predicted model, not a curated record. NCBI's taxonomy places the organism in Eukaryota, Fungi, Ascomycota, Sordariomycetes, Hypocreales, Nectriaceae.
AUCACAAUCUGUUGCUAUAUCGAAUAUUGUUUCAUACAGUGAGAGUUCGCUUAAAUACGAGAUCCAACACUGACCUUGGGGAGGAAAAUGGCGCCAACUGCAGCUGCCGAUGGAGUUACAAAGCAUAGAGCGUGUGACGAAUGCCGUGAGUGCCUCAUCAUGUGUCCGACUCGGAGACUUAUCGGUCAUUAGGAUCCCGAAAACUCGCAUGCUCCAAAGAACCCGAGGGCUGUGCUCGCUGUAGGAGGGAGGGAAUAUUAUGUUACUAUUCUCCGCAGAAGCAAAUGGGCCGUCCCCGAAAGAGGCGGCAUGUGGAUGUGGACGAUGAAGCUAUUCUGCCAGCACCAACCAUUUCCCAGCCGCUAGGGGAAGCUCUACCUUUUCUCCAGCCAGAUGAUAAUAUCUCCUAUGAGCACCUGAAUCAAACGCAACCUAACGGAGAUUUCCUUCUGGAUCUCAACUUCUUAGACGAGCCAGUUAAUGCAAACGCCGAUACAUGGGACUUGCAAUCUAGUCAUGACACGUUUUCUUUCAACCCCCAGAUCGUGGAACCCGAAUGCUUGCUCGUUGACAAUGCGACAUUACCUACAUUGGAUCUGAGUGGUGUUGACCUCCUUGGCAGUAUCAACUUUGGCGAGACAGACGCUCCGCAAGAGACUGUUUCGAAGGAUCUCAGUAACACACUGCAGCAAUACCUAGUAGAUCAGAUGGAAUCCCCAAACCCAGGAUUACAACAGAACUCGGACACACCGACACCACCUGCUUCCAGCGAAAACGGUGCCUCUGUUGAAUCCACUGAAAAUGCAAUUAGAACACCGACACCCUCGAUGCGAUCUGUCCCUACAGUAUCCUGUGGCUGUUUGUCAUCACUUUAUUUAACUCUUGAGUCCCUUGGAAAUCUGCCGGCUGAGGUCAUACCGGCCAUGAAAGUCGCACGGAAUGCAUCCAAGGUCGCUCACGAAGUUAUCAGGUGUACUGUCUGUUCUGCAUCUUUGCUUGACGAACCUACCAAGCCCCCUCCCAUACAAUCGUUCCAGAAUCUCAUGCUUCUUGGCGCUCUUGUACCAUCUGCAUGCAAUGCCUACGCAAGAAUUCUAGAAAUGGUAGAUGAAGAGACUGCUCUCGCCAAGUUGCAGGGACGCACCUUUUGGUUCUCGUUUAAAGAAAUCGGUGGGCUCUGGGGUUGCAUUGGGGGUACGCCUAAGGGCUGCACGACUUAUCAAAGCUACAACAACAAGAACAUGCCUCCCGAUAUGUGGAGAAUGACAAUCAGAGGGCUGCUUCGCCUCGAUGUCUACGGGUUAGAUGAGAAGGACCAGGAGAUGCCAGGCGCGAUGACCUAUCGACAACUUGGGCUCAAAGAUGUCGUUGGGCAGCUUGAGGAAAGAAGCAAAAAGCGACAUGAUGCUCUUGACGCACUUCAUGCUGCUGGGCACGCACAUGAAGCUGCCUGUGGAGUUAUUUACCCGACCAAGCCUUGUUCGCCCGCAGAGCGCAAUUGCACCAAAGUCCUCGAAACGGCACGUAUUGCGCUGGAAAAUCUAGUUAUUGCGUAGGUAUAAUAUACGCGGAAACGCCCAGAAGUUUUGUUGGGGGCAUAACGAGUCAAAAAUACAAAAAUCACGAAAGACCUGGACGAUGAAGUAUUUGUAACUUCAAGUGAGGGCUGGUGUUCCGGAAGUUUGUAUCUGAGUUGUCAGAACGAUCCAAUGCGCCGUUCUAUUUGAUUGCGGAAACUUAUCAUUUUAAUCGGGGGAACUAUCUCGGCAUAUGUUGAUAACAUGACCAUGGUCUGUUAAGAUUCAAGACCGUAUAGCCUCGUAACAAGACUCAGGAGUGGCAUCUAUGGUAAAUCAGGAACUGUCGAGUUAAUGCAAGGCAAAUAGUCAUCACCGAGUUGAUCACGAUGCACAACAGGCUU